CAGAUUUCAGCAGACAUCUUUACAGAAGAAGCGCGUGCAGGAUCCGUCCGUCCGGGCUCUUGAGGCAGGUCUCGUGCGGUACCGUCGCUGCGAUGAUGAAGAUAAAGAGAUGCGGAGAUCCAGCUUAUCACCUCCUAGUUCUGCUCAUCCAGCUGCGCUAAGAUCCGCUUCUCUGUCCUCGCGACACUCCGCAGGCCACAGUCUGAGUGCACGGGAACGGCACGGACCAGGAGGACGUUCCGGUCUGUGCUGGACUCGGAACCGUUGUGAGCUGCGGGAGAGUGACAGAGGGACCACCACGGUUCAGACUGAGGAUCCAGUGUUUUUAGUUCGUGUGAGGAAAAUGGAGCCAGAACCAGGAGUUGAUUUAUUCAGACUCCGGACACUAAACUGGACCAGGAUCAGUUCUAACCUGCAGGCAGAUCAAUCAGUGACCUCUUCAUCCUGAGAGCUUCUGUAGAAGAAGGUCACAGCGAGGAUUAUGGACCAUCACCGGGUUCUGAUGUCAUUCUUCACGGCCUCCUCACCGAGUAGAUCCAGUUUGUUGGGUUUUUCUUUGUGAGAACAGAUUCUGCUUCCUUUCGUCUUUUUCUCCUGCUGCUGAUGAAUGUGGAGAAAUCACCAAGUCUGGAACCCGAACACAGACCGAGUCCGGAGCCCGAACACAGACCGAGUCCAGAACCCGAACACAGACUGAGUCUGGAGCCCGAACACAGACCGAGUCCAGAACCAGAACACAGACUGAUUCUGCAGUGAGACACGAGCAAUGAGUUUCAGCAUCCCGUUGUUGUGCUUCAUCAAUGGAUUCGCCAGUUAGCACGGCCCUGUGGGGUGGCACCAACUACACGGCUGACUCAGACCCGAGCAUCAUCAGAGAGCUCAGCACUGCCUCACCUGUGGUGCCCAGGGUUGUUUCCAUAGUAACCAGCCUGGUGAUUGCCACCACGAAGACCACGUUACAGACCACAGGAAACCUUUCAGUGCUGCGCGAUCAGAGAGGGAGCGAGCAGAGUGAAAUCCAUCAGGCAUCAACGGUGCCGGUUCCAAGCGUCGCCAAGAGCGACUCUGUCCUGCAGGGGGUAGCGGUGGCAGCUCAGGCCCUGGUGCUGCUCUCCAUCUUCCUGUUGUCCAGUCUGGGAAACUCAGCCGUGGUCAUCGUCAUCAUCAAACACAGACAGCUGAGGACUGUGACCAACGCUUUCAUCAUGUCGCUGUCGCUGUCGGACUUCCUCACGGCUGUUUUAUGCCUGCCCUUCUCCUUCGUCAUGCUCUUCAGUAAGGACGGUGUCUGGAUGUUCGGAGAUGCUUUCUGUGUUGCUAACGGCUUCUUCAACACCUGCUUUGGUAUAAUCUCCACCCUCACGAUGACGCUGAUCUCCUUCGACAGGUACUAUGCCAUCGUCAGGCAGCCUCAGGCUAAAAUAGGCCGUCAGAAAGCGACUCAGUUGUUGGUCGCCGUUUGGUUAACAGCAGUGGUUUUUGCUUUGCCGUGGUAUCUGUUGAUCCAGACACCGACAGAAAUCCAUAAGCGAGGCUUCUACCACUGCAUGUACGUGUUCCACUCUGGAACGUCCAGCAUGGGGACAGCGUACGGCAUCUCCCUGAUUGUAGUGUGCUAUCUGCUGCCCUUCUCCCUCAUGUGUUUCUGCCAUUACAACAUCUGUAAGACUGUCCGGCUCUCUGAGAUACGAGUCCGGCCCGUGACCACAUACGCAUACUUGCUUCGGUUUUACAGCGAAAUGCGAACAGCCACCACGGUGCUGAUCAUGAUUGUGUUCAUCAUCUUUUGUUGGGGGCCGUAUUGUCUGAUGGGUCUGGUCACGGCGAUAGGAAACUACUCGUUCAACCCCGCCAUGGACACGGUGGCGAUCUGGCUGGCCUGGGCGAACGGAGCCAUCAACCCUCUGAUCUAUGUCCUGAGGAACCCAAACAUAUCCAUGUUACUGGGCCGCAGCAGAGAGGAGGGCUAUCGGACCAGAAACAUCACUGCCUACCUCUCCAGCCAAGGCCAGACCCGGGACAUCCGUCUGAACCAGGCCGAAAGAAUCAGGGACCGUUACGCCAGUCGAGCGGCGGUGAACAACAGCCAGCUGUCGAGUUCAAGUCCUGGGAAAACGGGGGGAGAGGUGGCAAUGUGGGCCUGUAAAAACCCUGCAGUGUUGUUCUGCAGAGACACCCAACACGACACCACAACGCUUCCCAACGCUGCCGGCACGCCGAAGAUGAAGACGGCCGACACCAGCCUGUGAGACUGCACCUUUUCUAUUAGCUCUGUGUUCCAGAUCUUUCCCACUGGCUGACUCCCAGUAUGACAGCAGAAUCGGGAGUUCUGUCCAGACUGGAAUCCUGGAAAACCGUCUACCAUGUGAAAUGCAGAUCCUGAAACAUCUGACUUCAUCUGUUUACAUGCUGAAAAGGAGGUGAAGUUUCGUUUUAGACUCGGUCUCAGCUUGGAAAUGAUUUUGCUGCAGAAGCAGCAGAAAAAUACGCAGCAGACAUGUUCGGCUCGAUCCGGGCUACUUUUAGCACUUAUGGCUCAGUUACGGCGCUAGCAAGUUUUGUGUGGGCCAGUAGUGGACCAGAUGUCAGUUUCUGGUCUGGAACUGGAUUACAGAUAGUGUAAUGUGGGCCAGAAGUUGUCCUGAUAUAGGAGGCCUUCCUUAUGGCUCCUUGUGGGCCUCGUGUGGUGUUCAUUUUGGCAGCUACGCUCACAUUUAGCCGUAAGCUAAGGCCAAACAUUUUGACCUCUGAGGUCUGCUUCAGAUCAGGAAGAUACUUUCAGGCGGUUUCAGGGCUACAUUUGGGAUUUUAUUAGGGCUGUAAAAAUUAACAUGU
Melanotaenia boesemani (Boeseman's rainbowfish) is the source of this 2835-nucleotide messenger RNA. RefSeq names its product G-protein coupled receptor 135. The transcript has 3 exons. Gene Ontology annotation, cellular component: membrane. Gene Ontology annotation, biological process: G protein-coupled receptor signaling pathway. The record is from RefSeq and is a predicted model, not a curated record. Lineage: Eukaryota; Metazoa; Chordata; Actinopteri; Atheriniformes; Melanotaeniidae. Bases 801 to 2249 code for a protein of 482 amino acids. Gene Ontology annotation, molecular function: G protein-coupled receptor activity.